This is a messenger RNA of Theobroma umbraticum, 2306 nucleotides long. RefSeq names its product myb-like protein X. NCBI's taxonomy places the organism in Eukaryota, Viridiplantae, Streptophyta, Magnoliopsida, Malvales, Malvaceae. The record is from RefSeq and is a predicted model, not a curated record.
AAAUAAAAAAUCAUUUUCGUGUGAGGGUCGGAAAGGUAAAUCUGGGAGUGGAGGGGUAGUGGUAGAAGAGGCCAUUGUCCCCUUCGUGUUGGAUCCGGUGAAAGCAGUGAGAACUGGUGAAGACUUCCUUUACAAUACCUUUUCUCUUGAAGCCUUCUUGUCUUUAACUACUUAGACUGUGCUGUAUCUUUUGUCUGGGUCUCUCUUUCUCCAGGCAGGAUUCUGGCAGUUACUUGAUAUAUACAAAGAGAGAAAGGAAAUCAGAGUAGGGACCUUUGGAUUUCCAUCAUGUUCAAGAGGUCACCUAGUAGAAACCAAAGAUCCAAAGUUAUCAAGACAAAGCAUGUCCUUCAGAUUUGUCUGCUACUUGGGGUCUGCUUCUGGUUAAUCUACCAAGUCAAGCACUCCCAUGAUAAGAGAAAAGAAUUUGAUGAGAAAGAUGCCAAAGCCUCUGUGAGAGUACAAAAUGAUGAUGUGAUUCAAAAAUUUGGGAGGAAAGACCUUCCUCAUGUGCAGGAAGUAUCUAAGAACUACAAACAUGAGGAAGAAGAGGAAGAAGAAAAUGGAGUCGAGGAGGAACAUAAGCAUGAUGAUGAACUGGAAGAAAAAGCUAAGAGGCUUGAGGAAGAGGAGCAAGAAGGCGCAAGCAAACACGAAGAAGAGGAGCUGGAAGAAGCAAGCAAACACGAAGAAGAGGAGCUGGAAGAAGCUAGCAAACAUGAGGAAGACGAGCAGGAAGAAGCAAGCAAACACGAAGAAGUGGAGCAGGAAGAAGUGAGUAAACAUGAAGAAGAAGAAGAGCAAGAAGAAAUGCGGGAAGAUGAAGGUAACAAGCAUGACGAUGAAGAGCAAGAAGAAGAAAUUAAGGAUGAAGAAGUAGAUGAUGAGGGAAGAGGAGAUGAUGAGGUCAAUGAAAAUGAGCAAGAAAGAGCAGAUGGUGAAGCUGAUCGUGAAGAAGAAUUUAUAGAUGAAGAGAAAGAGAGAGAAGCAGAGGGUGAUGAUAAAGAUAAUGAGGAAAAAGAAAUUGAAGAGAAAGAUGGUCAAGAAGAAAGUGACAAUUCAGCAAAUGAUCAGAAUCAUGAUGGAGGUGGCAGGAAUGCACAUGAGGCUAGAGAGGAGCAUUACAAGGCAGAUGAUGCUUCCAGUGCAGUGUCCCAUGACACCCAAAUUAUAAACUCUGAAGCCAAUAAAUUAGAUAUGGAAAAUUCUAAUGACAACUCAACAAUGAAUGUUUUGGAACAGGAGAGCAAAGACACUGCAACUGAGGAAACUAAUGGUGAUGAAAACAAGUCAGAGUUGAAGGCUGAUGAUGGUAAACACUCUGAAGAUGGUAGUUCAUUGAAUGCCACAGACACUAAAGAAAAUGAUCAUGAGACUGGAUUAUCCAACUCUGAGCAUAUCUCUCUUCCAAAUACAACAAACUCUACUGACUUCACUGACCAAGCAAGCAAUAACUCUACUGAAGUGAGUAAAGAAACAGGCAAUAAGCCUGCAGAAGUGAAUACAGAAAUGCCAGAUUCAUUGCAGAAUGGAACAGCUACUGUUUUGAAAUUUACUUCAGCUCAAAAUACAACAGAAGAUGGUAUGGUAACUGAAGAAAAACAUAAAGAGCAAGCCAAUGAGAAGAUUUCAAAUAGCGAGCAGCAUGAUUCCAACACGGUAGAUUCGAGUAAAAUUGAAAAUGUAGAUUGGGCCACCAGAGAUUCCUUUAAUUCCUCUACUAAUGCAGAGUCCGAAAUGUCAGAGGAUAUGACCAAGGUCAAUUCAACAGCCGGAGGGGAUAAUUUUGGGUCUUCCAUGACUAAGGAGAAUACUGAUUCGACUCAGAAUGAGAAAUCAGAGGGUGACAAGGAAUCAGGUGGAACAGAUGAAAGCUCAGACACUUCCUUCUCUAACGGGACAGUGGAUCAAGGCCAGCAUGACCCCAUUGAUUCUUCUGAUAAUACCCUCUCUCAAGAAGAGAAAGAUGCUCGUGUCGAUCUGAGUACAUUGCCAGAUAUCAGAACAGAAGGGAGCGACAAUGAAGAUGCUGCAGGUGAAUGAAAAUCUGAUUCUAUGGUUGUUGAGUUUUUGUGAAUGCUCUAAAGCUGUUAUCUUUGCACUCCAUUUUGAUACGUAGACAGGUACUGUUUUUUAGAGUGCAUCUUGAUUGAAAUAUCAAACUGUGUCUAGAGAAUACGUUUUCAACUUUGAAGUCAAAAUGUAGGCUAGAUGAAUGUUGUCAGUGGGUUCAAUCUGUAUAAUGUAUGGCAACUUCCUGUAUGUCAAUACUUUUUUUUUUAAUUUUCUUGUUCAAAUUUCUGACA